AUGGCAGCGAAAUCCGAUGGUCGCGGGGUCGUCACCGGUUUCGCCCAGCUGCACAAUCUGGACGAGGUGGUGGGGACGGGAGAGGACGACACUCGGGACGGCAGCUCAUUCCACAUCUGUCACUGCUGCAACACCUCGUCGUGCUACUGGGGCUGCCGGAGCGCCUGCCUGCAUUACCUCCGGGGGAAGGGGAAGGGGAAGGGGAGAGAUGCAGCGCGACCACCGCAGGAGGAACGCCUCUGGCUGGACUGCCUGUGGAUCAUCCUGGCACUGCUGGUGUUCUUCUGGGACGUGGGGACCGAUUUGUGGCUGGCCGUCGACUAUUAUCACAAACAGGACUUCCUGUGGUCAGGCCUGACCCUGUUCUUCGUGUUGGUGCCCUCGGUUCUGGUUCAGAUCCUGAGCUUCAGGUGGUUUGUCCAGGAUUACACGGGGGGAGGACUGGGCUCCGUGGAGGGGCUGAGUAGUCGCAGAGCUACAGCCAGUUUGCAAAGAGACAGGUGCUGCCGCCUCUCCGUCUGGGUCUGGCAGACCCUCAUACACAUCUUUCAGAUGGGACAAGUGUGGAGAUACAUCCGCACGAUGUACCUCGGCAUUCAAAGCCACCGGCAGAAGGAGAACCAGCGGCGUUUUUACUGGGCUAUGAUGUACGAGUAUGCCGAUGUCAACAUGUUGCGGCUGCUGGAGACUUUCUUAGAAAGCGCCCCUCAGCUGGUGCUGCAGCUCUGCAUCAUGAUCCAGAGCAACAAGACUGAGUGGCUGCAGUGUCUUUCUGCCGUGUCCUCCCUCCUGUCCCUGGCAUGGGUGCUAGCCUCUUACCACAAGCUUCUGCGUGAUUCACGUGACGACAAGAAGAGCAUGAGUUACAGAGGUGCCCUGGUGCAUCUGUUCUGGCGCCUUUUUACCAUCUCUUCACGGGUGCUCUCCUUUGCCCUCUUUGCCUCUGUUUUCCACAUCUACUUUGGCAUUUUUGUGGUGCUCCAUUGGUGUGCCAUGGCUUUCUGGGUCAUCCAUGGCGGCACUGAUUUCUGCAUGUCCAAGUGGGAGGAGGUACUGUUCAACAUGGUGGUGGGUGUGGUCUAUGUCUUCUGCUGGUUCAAUGUACGAGAGGGCCGGACACGGUACAGAAUGGUGGCCUAUUACACAGUAGUACUGUUAGAAAAUGCCAUCCUCAGCUCCCUUUGGUAUGCGUAUCGCGACCCAGCCACCACUGACGCCUAUGCCUCUUUUGCCCUCUGCGGCGUCUUCCUGUGCUUUGCCUCAGGUGUGGCCUGUAUGGUUCUCUACUACGGGGUCCUACACCCCAUGGGCCCCCGACUGAGGGUGCUGGCCAGCUCCUGCUGUGCUGAGCUGUUGUGGGGCCUUCCGUUACCCCCUGAAGCUGAGCCGAUGGCUCCCACACCAGGGCCCCGUGGCUCCCAGGCCACUCCAACACGGGGUCUGGCAGGGGAAUAUGUGGAGUCAGACGAAACAGCCACGGACACCUGCCUUCCGGUUUUCCAGGUGAGGUCCACAGAGCCUGUGGAUGCAGCUGGUAGGCCCAUCCGACCUGAGGGUCCACUCAUCAAGAUAGACAUGCCCAGAAAACGUUACCCAGCCUGGGAUGCACACUUUGUGGAUCGGCGCCUGCGCAGGACCAUAAAUGUGCUGCAGUAUGUUAGCCCUAAUGCGGUGGGCAUCAGGUACAGGGACGGUCCACUUCUUUAUGAACUCCUGCAGUAUGAAUCCUCCCUCUGAAGGCUUCUCCCACAGCUCUCUCAUCCCCUCGUUCACAUUAUGAUAAACAUGCUCUUAUUUUCUUUCACUUCUCCCCUUUCCUUCUCUCCAGAUAUGAUCUCUUUCCAUCCCGCAUUUCGACUCUUUCCUUCUCUCAUCCGUAUUCACUCAAUUUCCUGCAGGAGAUGUGUGUUUUGUCAACCGGAAAUCUGUUAAGACAGUCUAAACACACAGUCAUGAUUUAUUUUUGGAAAUAAACAUACAGUACAGAGAGAAAAUUAUGAACCUAAAAUAUGUUAUGUGAUAUAAACAAAUCCCUCUACACUGAUAGAGGGGGAUUAUGUAUGAGAGUGUAGAUAACAUAUGAAUGUUUCAUUAUGAAAUGUGUUUAAUGCAUUAUACUGUAUUGGUGAUUGAACCUGUGAAUACUUGUGAAGGGCAUACUGUAUGUCCCUGGGACUUGCGCAAAGCCUGCUGGGAAUGAUGGAGGAGAGUCUCAGAGGGGGCAGGUCUUUGCAUAUCCCCACAUUUACCACCAUUCUUUAUGUAACUCAUUGAACUAUAUGAUAAUGUUUACGAAGUCCUCAGCCUAAAAUUCCUUUAAUGAUUCUGUAAAUUCUAACGAUGCACACAAUCAAAAAUUUGUCCAAAAGAAACAGUUCUGAAUAUAUCUCCCUUCUGCAAGCUUAUAUGGCACAAGAGCGUCCCGGCUAUGCUACUUUUGUUACAAAUUUCAAAUCGAAACUACAGCCUGCAUGGAAGAAAAAUGAAGCACACUGACCUUCAAUCAGUUUUACCCACACAAUCCAUUUUUAUAGUACAGACUGCCCUCCAGUGGAGGCAAGCUCUAACAGCAUGCCUUAACUUAUAAUUGUAUUUUUUUUCCCAUAUGGUUGUGACAGCACUUGAGAUAACAAAACACAAUGAAGGGACUGUAGUAGAAAUGAGCACAACGUUUUCUAAAUUUGUGAGGAAGUAGAAAAUCAUAUGAAAAACAUUCCAAACACAAAAAAGAUUAGAGGUGUUUAACAAAGAGGGAAGGAGCAAAGUGCAGAGACAGCCUUCAAGGAAUCCUCCACCAUUCCCUUUUGAAUCCUUUUUCAACCUCCCUAUGUUGUUUUUAUAUUUUAAAAAAUGGUUUAGGUAAUGCACACUUAUCAGCUGCAAAGCCCUGUAAUAAGUUAUUGGAAGAAAAAAAAGAGGUCUGAGAAGAUAUUUCUGUGCUAUUAUACUUCAGUGCAUAUUUGUGUCCACAUUGAUAGUUACUGACAUAGCUUUAUAUUUUGCCAGACCACACUUUUCUAACAUCGCCAUGUUAAAAGGUAUAUACUCCUCAACAUCGGUGUGCCCUAAAAGAGAUGAUGCUCUUAUAUGGGUGUACAGGGCAACUGUGCUGACACCUGCUAUAGCGCAGUUGAAACAAAGCCAAAUCGUAUCUUACAGUACUGUCUUUCCAAUUUAUUCUGCCCCCCCUUUGAACCAGUUGAAUGAGUCUGUGCAAAAUGUGUGCCAUCUAAAGGCCUGCUGUACAGCAAUUAUACACUUAAAUACAUCUCCUGCUGAAUCUGCAGGAGCUCUCCAAAACCGAUACCCAAGGGACGAACACUGAAUUCACUCGAAGAAGUGAACGCAGUGAUCCUUCGAAGUCAAAGGAGCUCGACUAACAUUUCCAGAGAGGGCUACGAUUCAUGAGAAAAAAAGAAUGCUUUUCAUACUUCAAUUGUAUCUAUUUACUCGAUGACUCAUCUGAAUACGUAUAUAAUGUGUGUUUUUUACAUUGUAGUGUUUGGCAUGACUUUAGUAUGAGGCAUUAGUACAAAUGCACCCAACAAGGGAUGCCCAAGAGCUCUAUGCAACACAGAGAUUCCUUUUUCCCCUGGCUCACUGGCUUUCUGCUUUGCUGUGGCCUCACGUGCCUGCUAACAUCGUACUGUAAAAGGCAGACACCAUGUGACUCAGGGCUAAAGGUGAAAGAGGGUUUUUGCCAGGGUUGGAAAAGAACACGAGGGCAGAUCGUGGCAAAGGGCCUGAUUGAAGUUACGUAUGAUUCCUUGAAUGAUCGUGUGAAAAGGUGAAUGUUUGGCCCAGCGUGUACUGAAGUGUUAUCAAGUAUGCUUGAACGGUUGUGGGUGCGUGUGUGUCCCCAGCCCUUUCCCACGAUUCUGUUCUCCUGCCGAUUGUUCGGCUCCAUCCUUGGUUGCUGCUCCGCCCUCUUCCUUGUCUCUGCGGUGCUGGGCUUUGGUGCACUCCUGUGAAAACACUCUCACACUCUCUGGUAACUGAACAGCAUAGUUGAGGCUGAAACAAACUGAGAUCCUGACAUGAGAACAUGCAAUGAGGUACACUGCCAUGACCAAGAGCUUCAACAUCCAGGGUCUGCCACCCUUCAGCGUAAAAGCGCUGUUCAGCCCUGAGUAAUUGAGAGCUGUUGGGUCAGCUAGGCUGGAGCAAACAUCCAACACACCAUAUGUAUAGAUAUACAUGUGUAUGCAAAUAACCAACUCGUUCACUGUUUACCACAGUAGCCAGAGUAUAGUUCCUCUAUGUUGUAGUGAAUGAACAGCCAUGUUAAUAGUUCAUUAAUAAGUAAAUAAUGAAUAAUAAGUAUUGUUAAACUAAAAAAAUCUAAAAAACAAUUAAAAAAACACUUAAAUCAGCCAAUACAGGGGUUCCUCAGGACCAAAAAAACAAGACCACUGAACCAGCUGACUCAGGGGUGUCUCAAUGCAGUUCUCAUCUCCAGGCAUGUCCUCAAGGGUCUCCAUUUUUUUCCUUAACAUACUGCAUCCUAGACGACUCCUCGGCUGGGACUGUACCACUAAAUUAUGGUUUGCACAUUUUUAUUUAUUCAUUUCCUCCGUGGGAAUGAUUAUUCAUUGUGAUUAACGGGCGUAGGGGCAGUUUUUUGUGGUAGUUGGCUGCCUGGCAUAUAGUGCAUCCUUUCUAAACACUGCUGACCUUUUCCAGACGUGGACACAUGUCCAAAUCAGGUGCAAAUACACUGUGACUCAUUCAUUUUUGUGUGCAUGUGUGGUUGUGUGUGGAACGACAGUAUUAUAUAGAGUCAUAAACAAGAUUAUGUACAACUGGGCUGCAUUUCAUUUAGUGGUGCUUGACGUGUGACGCAGAAUAUUUACGUCUGCGUAACCGUGUCAUUAAAAUACGCAUAAUAAUGGCUAGGGAUGCACUGAUCGUUAAUGGCGAUACCAAUGUUUUCCACGUUGUUGUUAUUUAUUAUCACUUUUAUGCCAGAGAGUCAAAGAUAUCUAUACUAAUUUUUUUCACUUAGUCAUCACAGAACAGAUGAAUAUUGACCACUCCAACUGAUAAAGAUAAUUAUUUUAGCAGAUACGCCGAUAUUAGUUGACAAGGCUGCUACUGAUACCAGUGUUCAAUACGUUGGUGCAUCCCUAGUAAUGACAGUUAAAGUAAUUACAAAGAGUCUAUAUGUACAAUUCUGGAUUUUUAUAGAACAUGCAGUAUAUUUUACAUAUUUCUACAGAGCAAUCACCACUUUGUCACAUUCUGUAACUAGUAACAAUGAUUAGCUAGAAGCCAGAUAAUAAGCGGAUUUUAUGUAUUUUUCUUUCAAUUAUACACGGGUCUCAAGAGCUAAGCUACACACAGGUUUAAGCGGGAGGAGGAAGUAUACUAUUUCGUGUAGCAUUCAGGCUGCCACACUUUAUACCAUAAACAAGGUCACAGAGAAAUCCCUCGCACAGGACAGUUUCUGUUAGGUUACCUUCCAAACACCACAUCGUCCGAGAGCCACAAAACACAGCAAGAGGAUUUGAACAGCAAAGCUUGCUCUUCUCAGUCCUUGUUGUGCCUUGUUACUUUGGGUGCUUCGAACCAGCCAUGGCAGCCAGGUCCGCAAACAACAAAUGCCAAUGUCUUUCUUUACUUGUUUCAUGUGCCAGCACACCCACCAAGAUGAUAACACCAAACAAUAUUCUUCCUGUCUGUGACCCCUUCCCCCCCCCUAAACCAGAUCAAGCCAGGUUCCCAAUUCUGUGAGCUAACACCUCCGUUGACAGUGCUAUUUAGUCUUACAGUUUCAUCUAAGAUGUCAUCUUGAGGACUGCGCUGUUUCCUCAUUAUGAUGUUACAUCUGGACUUUAAUGUGUGACAGAAUCAAGUGAUGGGUAUUGUGUGAAACCCAGUAAUUGGUUAUGUCAAAGACACAGGAGAAAAAGUAAGGCAACACUGAACAUCUUCUGUACUUGAACCCAGGGUUCCUCAUCUUUUCGAGUAUGACGCCAACCACAGCUGAUUCGGCGAGUAACAAUAUAACAGUUAAUAGUCAGUUUAAAAUCGUUAGUUCUGAAGUGUUUGAUGGAGAGUCACGGUCGCAGAUAACCAGCCAAGAUACCGAAAGAUUUGGCCAAUGAUUGUUUUUGUACUUUCGUCUAUGCCUUUACAUCUUCUUCUGUCUUGCAGUUAUGAAUGAUUUGUAGUGCCAAGGCGUAAACUUUCUGUGUCGUUUUCUGUGUCUUGUGUGAACAAUACGUCCUCUAGCCAAAACAAAAAUGCCUGCGUUUAGAAUACAACGUGGAAGAAACUGAUGACAAAAAGCGCAAAAAAUCAGUUGUUACGUCUUCUUACUAUGGAAUGAUCACGAAACAGGCCCAAUCACUGCUUCUCUUUUGAAUAACCUCAUUUCCUGGAUUUUCUACCACCUCCCAGCAUGCCUUUAUAACUCAUCGUGAGGUGACCCUCAGCAUUUAGCAUGCAAGUGCUCUCGACUGCACAAGAAACCCUCUGAUUUUUGCAUUAAUGUGUAGCAACAGGCCAUUGUAGUGUUUGACCUGGUUCGAGUCUAUACCUUUGUGUCAUGACCAUCCGUUUGGCCACAGGGGCAGAAUGUUCAGAUGUUAAAAAACGGUGCAUUUUCGUUCUCUUUUUAAAAAAAACUUUUGUUCCUUCUUUACGUUUUUGUUCAUAACCUGGUGCUGAAUAAAUACAUUUAAAAAGGUGCUACCGCUGUGGACUAAGAGUCCACUCUUUGGCUUUAGCCUUCCAGUUGACUGAGAGAUCCUGCAUAUCACAAACGUGCAGUCUCAAAAUGCUCUACAGCCAGCACCUCAAAUCCACACAGUUUACAGCAGAACUCAGCUCUCAGUGGUGCCAUUUUGAUUUCCCAGUCUGCACAAAAAAACAAAAAAAACAAUAGUUACUCUACUGCUCAUAUAAGAUUUAUUCUACUGGGUUCCGCAUACAGUACGUUUUUGUUUUACUAUAAUUCAGUCUGCACUAGGAUUUUUUCUUUUCGGACAGAAUGAAAAUGGCAGAUGACAAAAUGCAUCUUUUUAGCAAAUACACAGGAGCACAAAUGUACUUCUGCUACUGGAAUUUGGGUAAAAUAUAUAUAUAUAGAACGUGAUUGCUGUGUUGUAAAUUCCUGUCAUCUAUAUGUCCUUAAUCUGUGUGUAUCUAUUUCUGUUGUUAUUGUAGAAUUGGCUGUAAUAUUUUGUUUGAAAAUGGAUUUGAUAUUCCAACGAAGCGACUAUGGUUGUCAUAUUAAUUGCUGCUGAUUUUUUGGAAUCGUUAUCAAAGGUGUUGGGAAAUAUUGCUUUGUUUAUAUUCAAUCAAUUUAUAGGUUGUGUUAGCUUGUUGGUGUAUUUCACAAAUCUAUCAGGAUACUCCCUAGGCUAUAUGGUAUAUCCGGGGUAUUCCAAAAGUUGGCACAAUGUUAGUACUCAAAAUUUGCUACGAAAUGUAGCAUGUUUAUGAAAGUGGACCCAUACGACCCAUGUUGUGAUUGAGUACAUAUAAGGAAUGAUUUCUUUGUUGUUGUUAAAUAUAAAAUGUAAGUAAAUUGUUUCAUGGAAUCCCCAUUCUUUAAAAAAAAGAAGAAGAAGCAAAACUGAUGUCCAGUAUUGUACCUACGCCCUAUUUUUGGGAACAAUAUGAAUAUUAUUAAUAACAUAUGGUGCUAAAGUUUUUUUUGUAUGUUUUGGUUUUUAGAUGAAAAGAGAAAUAUUAUGCUGAAAAUGUAAUGUUAAGCCUUACUGUAGAUUCAUAUAUCAGACUGUUCAUCCCAGAAGAGAAAAAUAAAUAUAGUAUUUGAAA
This is a messenger RNA of Oreochromis niloticus (Nile tilapia), 7788 nucleotides long. It is a transcript of the gene xkr6b, whose product is annotated as XK, Kell blood group complex subunit-related family, member 6b. The coding region runs from base 1 to 1737 and encodes 578 amino acids. The transcript is spliced from 3 exons. The record is from RefSeq and is a predicted model, not a curated record. Lineage: Eukaryota; Metazoa; Chordata; Actinopteri; Cichliformes; Cichlidae. Gene Ontology annotation, biological process: phosphatidylserine exposure on apoptotic cell surface; engulfment of apoptotic cell; apoptotic process involved in development. Gene Ontology annotation, cellular component: plasma membrane.